Petromyzon marinus (sea lamprey) is the source of this 1629-nucleotide messenger RNA. Its product is annotated as myelin and lymphocyte protein-like. NCBI's taxonomy places the organism in Eukaryota, Metazoa, Chordata, Hyperoartia, Petromyzontiformes, Petromyzontidae. Gene Ontology annotation, biological process: myelination. Gene Ontology annotation, molecular function: structural constituent of myelin sheath. The record is from RefSeq and is a predicted model, not a curated record. Gene Ontology annotation, cellular component: membrane.
UGGGAUUGGAGGCGUGUGCUUGCUUAGGCAUUGUGCAACGGCACUUUUGCAAGGGCGACCACACAGGUGGAACAGGUCGGACAACGUGAGCACACCCAGCUUAUAAGAGAGAGAGGGGGGGGUGGAGCGCUUGGCUCAUCAUUCGUAGAGGGCUUGGCUCAGGAUUCGGAGAGGGCUCUCUUCCUUGCAAGUCACACGGUAAAGUCGGCGGUCCUCUCCACCCGCUUCCGAGCGGCUUCUUGGAUCGGCAAAGUGCCCUACCGCACACGGAGGCCCUCUCGCUCCUCUCGCUCGCUCGCAGCUCAAUAAUCACCUGAAGCAGUUGCGAUUCGCAGGGCUCGUGAAGAGGAAGAAGAAUAAGUCGGCCAUGGAUGCACCUCCACCUGUCACCACCACUGGCCCCUCAGCUGGGGAUAUCUAUGGCCAGGCCUCCAUCUCGCCCAACUUACCGCUCGGUGGGGAUCUCUGUCGGAGGCUGUCGGGGAUUCUCAUCAUGCCAGAGCUGAUAUUCGGAGCUCUGGUGUGGAUCAUGAUUGCGGCCACCAACAUGGUGUAUCUCACGCAGCUGGCCCACGGAUGGAUCUUGUUCGUGUCGGUGACCCUGUGUUUUAUUUCACUCGCUCAGUUCAUCAUCUACCUUCUGUCCAUCCCCCAGCAGACCUAUGCCUGGGUGGCACUGGAUGCUGCCUACAAUUGCAUGGCAUUUCUGCUGUACUUCAGCGCAGCUGUGCUUCAAGUUUAUUUAACGGCAAGCAUGGGUCAAACCCCGAUAUCUUUAUCGCCGAUUUUCAAUGUGUAUCAGCUAAACAUCGCCGCAACAGUGUUCAUCUUCAUCGUGACCUCCCUUUAUGGAGCCAGUUCCUUCAUCAGCCUCAAACGGUGGAAGAAUCGUCAGCCAUAAACGGGACAACGUGUGCUCGAGAAGGAUUUGUGGGCCAUCGUCUGCUUCAAAACUGGAUGUGCUUUUGUCUUUUUUUAAAUACAUUUUUUUAAUUGUAUACAUAACUACAGUUUAAAAUUGUUCAAAAAAUUUUUACUGAUAAAACAUGUGUAACUUUUUUUUUCCUCCAUUGCCUGUCAAUUUGUGCCUUUCUAUCACGUUUUAUGAUUAAAAUUUUAAGGGGUUUUUAUUUCAUCCAAAUUUUCCGCUGUCUUUUGCCACAAUAGUAAGCUGGCUUGAAUCUGUAAUGCACAGAGGCUUGCUGAAAUCGGUGGUAUAUUUCAUAUCUACACGUUUAUAUAAGGAGAAGUAAAUGGCAUGCUGUGUAAUUGUGGCAUUUUUGGUUGUUCAGCAACAGAUAGAGGUUGUCAAGCCAGCAUAAAUAACUUGUGUCCUAGGUGCCCUUGAUGAUCAGUGGGUUUAAUAACGCACAUUUUUUGACACCGGUAACUCUUCGGAGAGACCUACCUUCCUGUGUAAUGGACUUUACUCUCCUUGCCAUCUCCAAUGCACUGCAUACUCAAGUCCUUCCCGAAAUCUUUAUUGAGUGGGAUAUUUUACCCAAAGUAAUCUGGUAAAGUUUUUACAGGGUAGACGGCCCCAAUUUUGAAGUAACGUGUGAUUGAUGAAAUAUAUAUAUAUUUUUUACGAUGGUCAUGUCCGUUAAUAAACCUAGUGGAUUAAUUUCA